ACCAUGAGCUUUCUCACGAGGCAGGAGGAGCCCAUCCCCAACUACACAUGCCAGCAUGGCUCUCCUCAGGCUGCUCUGGUUGGGGACACACGGUCAUCCCUGUCUGUCUCCAUGGCCAGACUUCUGGGGCUGUACAAGUUUCCCCAGGUGAGUUGGUCAAGCCUUCUUUCUUCAGGAAUUGUUGCAGAAAUGGUGUCUGUGUCUCCCGUAGACAUGAAGAGAUGUCUCCUGUGCCCCAAGGAGCAGUACUCGAGCCACACCAGAGACCGCUGCCUGCCCAGGACAGAGAUCUUCCUGGCCUUUGAGGAACCUCUGGGAUUCGUGCUGGCUUUGGUGGCACUCUUCCUGGCUGGUCUGGCUGUCCUAGUUCUGGGAGUGUUCCUGAAGCACAGAGACACCCCCGUGGUGAGGGCCAACAACAGAACCCUCAGCUACUUCCUGCUGAUCUCUCUUUCCCUCUGUGCCCUGUGCACCUUGCUGUUCCUUGGCCGCCCCAGUGUCCCCACGUGCCUCCUGCGUCAGACGACCUUUGCUGUGGUGUUCACGGUGGCUGUCUCCUCUGUUCUGGCCAAGACUCUUACAGUGGUCCUGGCCUUCAGGGUCACCAGGCCGGGGGGCAGGAUCCAGGUGUGCCUGAGCCCUGGGGCUUCCACCUCGGUGGUCCUCAUUGCUUCCUUCAUGCAGGUUGUUCUUUGUGGGGUUUGGCUGGCCACCUCCCCACCAUUCCCAGACAGGGAUAUGGUCUCGGAGCCCCAACACAUUGUCAUCCAGUGCCAGGAGGGUUCUGGCACCAUCUUCUUCUGUGUGCUAGGCUACUUGGGGUUUCUGGCGGGGGGUACCUUCUCUGUGGCUUUUCUGGCCAGGGGCCUACCAGAUGUCUUCAAUGAGACUAAGUUCCUGGCCUUCAGCAUGCUGCUCUUCUGCAGUGUCUGGACAGCGUUCCUGCCCCUGUACCACAGUGCCCGGGGUAAGUCUAUGGUGGCUGUAGAAAUCUUCUCCAUCCUGGCCUCCACUGCUGGCCUUCUGGGUGGCAUCUUCAUCCCCAAGUGCUACAUCAUCUUACUGAGACCAGAGAGAAACACAGCUGCCUGGCUAAGGCAAGGCCACCAGGCACAGCAGUAUAGGCAGAGUGAGAUGCUCCAGAGAAGGUGUUUCUCUAGAUCUACAUCACUCUCCUUGAUGAUCUAG
Molecule: messenger RNA, 1188 nt
Organism: Myodes glareolus (Bank vole)
Lineage: Eukaryota; Metazoa; Chordata; Mammalia; Rodentia; Cricetidae
Source: RefSeq, a predicted model, not a curated record